This is a messenger RNA of Chelmon rostratus (copperband butterflyfish), 7275 nucleotides long. RefSeq names its product TRAF2 and NCK interacting kinase a (gene tnika). NCBI's taxonomy places the organism in Eukaryota, Metazoa, Chordata, Actinopteri, Chaetodontiformes, Chaetodontidae. The record is from RefSeq and is a predicted model, not a curated record. Gene Ontology annotation, molecular function: ATP binding; protein kinase activity. The coding region runs from base 343 to 4839 and encodes 1498 amino acids. Gene Ontology annotation, biological process: protein phosphorylation. The transcript is spliced from 33 exons.
ACAGCAGCGGCUCCGAGACCCACAGUAGCAGCGAUCCGCUCUCCACGGCGCUUCACCUUCCCCUGCACCGUCUCCACCCCGCAGACAUGGACCUGGAGGUGCUAACGCACCCGGCGCGCUCGCUCUCCAUCCUCCCCGCCUCUGCGCUCUAGCUGUGCGCUCCCGGCCCCAGGCGCGUCCCGCUGCCGACCACAAGGAGACCGCCGUGUUAUUUCGUCCGUCGCUGAGACAUCGCCGCGCAGGACAGCAGAGACCGAGCGGCAGAGAGGACCACACAGUCGUGACGGCAGAGGCCGUUUCAGGAUACCGGGCAAGUGAGAGCGGCUUUCCGCGUCCUCCAUCAUGGCGAGUGACUCCCCAGCUCGGAGUCUGGACGAAAUCGACCUGUCCGCUUUGAGGGAUCCUGCUGGCAUCUUUGAGCUGGUUGAGCUGGUGGGAAAUGGCACCUACGGGCAGGUGUACAAGGGUCGCCAUGUUAAGACAGGGCAGCUUGCAGCCAUCAAGGUCAUGGAUGUCACCGGGGAUGAGGAAGAGGAGAUUAAAGCGGAAAUUAACAUGCUGAAGAAGUACAGUCACCACCGGAACAUCGCCACCUACUACGGAGCCUUCAUCAAGAAAAACCCUCCUGGCAUAGAUGACCAGCUAUGGCUGGUCAUGGAGUUCUGUGGAGCCGGCUCAGUGACGGACCUGAUCAAGAACACGAAGGGCAACUCCCUGAAGGAGGAGUGGACCGCUUACAUCUGCCGAGAGAUUCUCAGGGGUCUGACUCAUCUCCAUCAGCACAAGGUCAUCCACAGAGACAUCAAGGGACAGAACGUCCUGCUGACGGAGAACGCAGAGGUCAAACUAGUGGACUUCGGUGUUUCGGCCCAGCUGGACAGAACAGUGGGAAGGAGGAACACGUUCAUCGGGACGCCAUAUUGGAUGGCACCGGAGGUCAUCGCCUGUGACGAGAACCCAGACGCCACGUACGACUUCAAGAGCGAUUUAUGGUCACUGGGAAUCACAGCGAUAGAGAUGGCUGAAGGAGCCCCACCGCUGUGUGACAUGCACCCAAUGAGAGCGCUCUUCCUCAUCCCGCGCAACCCCGCCCCAAGACUCAAGUCAAAGAAGUGGUCGAAGAAGUUCCAGUCGUUCAUAGAGAGCUGCCUGGUGAAGAGCCACGGUCAGAGACCCAGCACAGAGCAGCUCCUCAAGCACCCGUUCAUCAGGGACCUGCCCAACGAGCGGCAGGUCCGCAUCCAGCUGAAGGACCACAUCGACCGCACCAAGAAGAAGAGAGGCGAGAGGGAUGAGACAGAGUAUGAGUACAGUGGCAGCGAAGAGGAGGAUGAAGAACGAGACAUGGGGGAACCCAGCUCCAUCAUCAACAUCCCGGGCGAGUCCACCCUGAGGCGGGACUUCCUGCGCCUCCAGCUGGCCAAUAAGGAGCGCUCGGAGGCGCAGCGGCGGCAGCAGCUGGAGCAGCAGCAGAACGAGGAGCACAAGCGCUUGCUGUUGGCCGAGAGACAGAAGCGCAUCGAGGAGCAGAAGGAGCAGAGGAGGCGGCUGGAGGAGCAGCAGCAGCGCGAGCGCGAGCUGAGGAAGCAGCACGAGAGGGAGCAGAGGAGGCGCUACGAGGAAAUGGAGCAGCUCCGUCGAGAGGAGGAGAGGAGGCACGCAGAGCGAGAACAGGAGUACAAGCGUAAGCAGAUAGAGGAGCAGCGGCAGGCGGAGCGGCUACAGAGGCAGCUCCAGCAGGAGAGGGCCUACCUGGUGUCUCUGCAACAGCAGCAGCAGCAGCAGCAGCAGCAGCAGCAGCAGGAGGGAAGGCAAGCAGAGAAGAAGCAGCUUUACCACUACAAAGACAUCAUCAAUCCGAAUGACAAGCCUGCCUGGGCUAAAGAGGUCCCGAAGCAGCAGCAUGUUCAGGGUAACCCGCCCCACUCCCAACUGCGACAUCACCAAUCGUUCAACCAGCCGGCUUCAUCCGCUGGCUCUCACGGCCAACACAGAGCUCAAGCCCCUAGGCGAACCCCAUCCCAUGGUGCCCAGCUCCUCUCCACUCACCUCCCUCAUAUCCGUAUUUCGCUAGACCCAGGAGAACCCCUAGAUCCUGGGCUGAAGCAGGAAAUAAGUCAGCAGGUUAGAGAGUUUAGGGCUCAGAAACUUAGUCAGAGGGGACGCAGCCCAGGGCCCAUCCGAGAACACAACCAAGCUGCUAGCCAAGGGCCCGGUAAGGGACCUAGCAAGAGCCAUAAAGAGCAGUUUAGUCAAGGGCCAGUCAGCCAGUCUAAUCUAGUACCCAACCCUUAUCCUCUGGGGCCCAGUAAUCAGAAAGAGAAGCCUAGAGACAGGCCUCUCUCUGCCCCCAAUCAGGCAGCCAUCCAGGGGCUAAUGUCUGCCGACCCACAGCUAAAGGCCCUUCAACCUUAUCCUCAGUCCCCAGGACAGGUCCAGAAACCCCGGUCUGGAUCUAACCCUGUUUCCAACCCCGCGGUCAAACUGGUGGAGGAGCGCUCUAAGCUGAACAGACAGAGCUCCCCGGCGCUGCAGCACAAAGUGUCCAACCGCAUCUCCGACCCCUCCCUCCCUCCCCGCUCCGAGUCCUUCAGCAGCGGGGGCAUGCAGCCCGCCCGCACCCCACCCAUCCACCGCUCCAUCGAACCACAGAUGGCUCACCUGGUUCCAGUGAAGACCCACACCAGCUCCAUGUCCGGCUCUCAGUCUCUGCAGGACCAGACGGGCUCAGCUCUGGGUGAGGGCGUCAGCGUAGGGUCCCCCAGGCCCGAGAUGCCUCGCCAGAACUCAGACCCCACUUCUGACACCCCGGGACCCCCGGUGCGCAUCACAGGCAGGGAGGAACGGGACAGAGACAGGGAUCGGGACAGGACCGCCUGGCUAAGAGACGAGGACAUCCCACCCAAGGUCCCCCAGAGGACCACUUCCAUCUCCCCUGCCUUGGUCAGGAAGAACUCCCCUAAUGGAGGAGUGGGCCUGGGCCCUCGCACAGGCUCUCAGCUCAUACGGGCCAGUAACCCAGACCUGCGGCGCUCAGACCUCUCUCUGGACGCCAUGCUGCAAAGAACUUCCUCCAACUCGUCAUCCUCCUCCUCCCCUUCGUCUCAGGGAGGCUCAGCCGAGAGGAGAGGUCAAACCAAGCAGGAAGGAUCCCCUCCUGGAGCCAAUCAGGAGGCAAAGCCCAAACAGGAGGAGGGCCGUGAAUCAGCCAGACCCAGCAGACCUGCAGACCUAAGUGCAUUGGCAAAGGAGCUCAGAGAACUGAGGGUAGAGGAGGGCAGCAGACCUCCAGUCAAGGUGACAGACUACUCGUCCUCCAGUGAAGACUCAGAGAGCAGCGAUGAGGACGGGGAGACGGUGGGACACGAUGGGACUGUUGCUGUUAGCGACAUCCCUCGCAUCAUGCCAGCGGUGCAGAGCAGCGGUGAGUCGUAUGGCGGGCUGACAGAGGACUCUCUGGGAGACGCCUAUAAUAGCUCCAAGGAUGGCACUCUAGUGAUGAGAGAGGCAGAGGAGAGGAGGAGAGGUGGUCACACUGAGAGUAACGGGUUCGGGAAUCACAGUAACAACGGAAACCUCCCUGACCUGGUGCAGCAGAGCAACUCUCCCUCAGCCACACCCACCACAGCCCUGCAGGAACUGGGCGACAUGGCUGAGUUUGGUGUGGGCGGGUCCAAAGCGUCCUUCACCCCAUUUGUUGAUCCACGCGUCUACCAGACCUCGCCCAGUGACAACGAUGAGAACUCAGCAGCAGCCAUGUUUGCUAACGAGCUGCUGAGGCAGGAGCAGGCCAGGCUAAACGAAGCCAGAAAGAUCUCCGUGGUCAACGUCAACCCCACCAACAUCAGACCCCACAGUGACACACCGGAGAUCCGCAAAUACAAGAAACGCUUCAACUCUGAGAUCUUGUGUGCUGCGCUGUGGGGUGUGAACCUGCUGGUGGGGACGGAGAAUGGUCUGAUGCUGCUCGACCGAAGUGGACAAGGAAAAGUCUAUAAUCUGAUCACCAGGCGGCGCUUCCUGCAGAUGGAUGUGCUGGAGGGGCUCAAUGUGCUAGUCACCAUAUCUGGUAAGAAGAAUAAGUUGCGUGUCUACUAUCUGUCCUGGCUGAGGAACAGAAUAUUACACAACGACCCGGAAGUAGAGAAGAAGCAGGGCUGGAUUACAGUUGGGGAGCUGGAGGGCUGUGUGCAUUAUAAAGUUGUAAAAUACGAGAGGAUUAAGUUCCUGGUGAUCGCUCUGAAGAACUCGGUGGAAAUCUACGCCUGGGCUCCCAAACCCUACCACAAGUUCAUGGCCUUUAAGUCAUUCACGGAGCUGCAGCACCGUCCCCAGCUGGUUGACCUCACGGUGGAGGAAGGCCAGAGGUUGAAGGUCAUCUAUGGCUCCAGCGUGGGCUUCCAUGUCAUCGACGUGGACUCGGGCAACCCUUACGACAUCUACAUCCCCUCACAUAUCCAGAGCCAGGUGACGCCCCAUGCCAUCGUGGUGCUCCCUAAAACUGAUGGAAUGGAGAUGCUGCUGUGUUACGAAGACGAGGGCGUCUACGUCAACACCUACGGUCGAAUCACCAAGGACGUGGUGCUACAGUGGGGAGAGAUGCCUACCUCUGUUGCCUAUAUCCAUUCUAAUCAGAUUAUGGGCUGGGGUGAGAAAGCCAUAGAGAUCCGCUCUGUGGAAACAGGUCACCUGGAUGGAGUCUUUAUGCACAAGAGAGCCCAGAGACUCAAAUUCCUUUGCGAGCGGAACGACAAGGUAUUCUUCGCAUCGGUGCGUUCGGGAGGUAGCAGCCAAGUCUUCUUCAUGACUCUCAACAGAAACUCCAUGAUGAACUGGUGAUGGCUCCCCUCGCCGUCUACUCUGUCUCGAUCUCCCAUCGGCCGGCCCGGCGACCCACCUGGGCCCACAGCAGAUCUCACAAAUGAACCCGAGAAGUGAACUCUUUUAACGCACGAGAGACUAAAACGGUGUAGAAAAAAAACAGUUAUCGUAGAGAAAAACAACAAAGACCUAAAUAAAGAGACAUGCUACCCUAGAUCAUGCCGGGUCAUGCAGAAGCCAUCGUUACUCAGCUGACUGGCAAACUGGUGCCACUGACUUUCCAAAUAUUCCUACUUUCUCUGUCUCCGUCUGCAACUCUUUCCCCUUUUUGUCUCUUCUCCCCAAACGGACCAGUGCAUUCAAGUGUGCAACAGCGGUAGAAAUCCACUUUACGCCUGCCUCCAUCUUCUCAACCCUCCCUCCAAAUCUGGCCGUCACCUUUCCGACCCUUUGACACCCACGUCUUCCAUUGUCCUCACUUCCUUUCUGCCCCGUGUGCGCCCAUUCCCAGCAGAACUGAGAGGUCGGAGAAACAGACGAAUAAGACUUCAUAAGAAUUUACCUAUGACAAGCGCAGGGAGGGCAGCUGAGGGACGACAAAUCAAUUCUGGAUGUCGGCGGUGAGAGCGGGACAGCCUGAUUGAUUUUCCCUCUCCUCCGUCACUCCCUGCCGCCACCUCCGCUUCCUCCCCCCGCCAUCUUUUCAGGCCUUGAGUGAACUGAAUUGUGAUUUAAUGUUCUAUCGCGCCUCGCUGAGAGGCGGGUUGUUAAAGUAUGCAACGAUGAUGUCUGCGUCCCUUUAAAAUGAAAUCACUGGUCCGUUCUUCUCUCCUUUCCCCAACCCCCUUUGCCUCCCUCCAUCAUCAUCAUCGCACUCAUCUCCCUGUUUUCCCGUCUUUAAACUCUGAAAGGUGCUGCAUCAGAUAUACUGUAAUAUUAAAUGAACAAUGAGAGCGUCAUUCUGUUCAUUCUACUUCUUUUCUUUUUCUGUGGCUGAGUCGGUCAGUCUUUGAAGCUUGGUGAAAUGUACAGCACAUCUGUGUCUCUCAAAUCAGGAGCGUGUGUGUUAGCGGGUGUGUGUGUGUGUGUGUGCGUGUGUGUGCGUGCUCGAAAAGAGUCCCUUUCAAAAUAAGUUGGAAUCAAAGUGGGACAUCGAAAUCAAUGUCCAGAAAACGAGUCGAGUAAUUCGCUCUCUGUGCGUGAACUUUUACCUUAAUGCCAUCAAAGCAACACUGAGUGUGUUUACAUGCAGAUUUAUCACAUUAUCUUCUUAGUAUGGAGUUCAUGAGUUGGUGUAUUUGAACACCAAGCAUUUAAAAAUAGGCAAUAUUGGCGUUUUUUUUUGGUUGUUUGUUUUUUUUGGAGUAUGUUUCCUUUAAUGCACAUUCACAGAUGCAUCCAUGUUGCCGUCGGGAACAUGAACACAAACAGUUAAUCCUUGCAUCAGCAGGACACGAGCUGCAAUCCCGAACACUGUGUGCCCGUGAAGGCGCUCGCCGUCGAAGCCCGCGGUGUCCGUUUCGAAUCACGCUCCUCCCUGAUUGGUUCUCCUGAUUUUUUGGCUCCCACCUGUCUGUGCGGUGCCUGGCACGACGUAAGCAAAAGCAAAAACGGAGGCCAGAAGUUUAUCGCUCACGUUAUAAUUAAUCGUUUAAUCGCCUGUUUCGGUUACUCCACGCCAUUUUCUCUUGUGUUGUUAUCUAACUUUAACACACUGCUCAUGUUAUUUGUCUCUUCUAAUCGAGAUGCGUGUUAGCAGAUUUAAGGCUUGAUUUAUUCUUUGAAAGGAGUCGCUGAAUAUGAAGUGAUGCAUUUCUCUUUCUGAAUAUUUCGUACAGCUCAAUCAUGAAAUCAUACUGUAUUGAGUUUAUAACACUAUUGAGGGUGGGGCGACUUCAUGCAUGCUUAUCCACAUCGGAGGGCACUGCAAUGCAGAUUCGUCUUUUUUUUUUUUUUGUGGUGGUGGAAAAAGACAGACUCAUUCCCUGACGAUGUCCUGAUCAUCUGAAGUUUUGUCUGCGUGGUUAUUUUCAGUUCUAAUACGCAUCCACACGCAGCUGCAAGUUAGAUUCACUGAUCUCUGCUAGGGGGAGCAGGCUAACAUUUUAGCAAUAAAGAGUCGAGCUGAAGAGGCCACUGUCUUCCCUGUGUGUGUGUGUGUUUGUGUGUGUGUGUGUGUGCACGCAUGCAUCUGUGUGUGCGAUUAACGAGCAGGUGUGAGUGCGGCAUUAUGGCUGCGUUCGUCCAUCGUGGAUUUCACUCUUCCCAUAGCGAAGCGCUGACGGUCAUCACACUGAGGACUCUCCUUUCAAAGACGAAACCACUGUAUUCUUUAUUCUGUUUAUUUCCUGUUUUCUUUUGUUUUGAAAGAGCAUUACUAAUGUCCUGUUUUGGGAUUUAUUUGUUUUGUAAAAGAGAAGCCGUGAGAGAGAAAUAAAUGAAACUAGAGCAUUA